This is a messenger RNA of Nematostella vectensis (starlet sea anemone), 3238 nucleotides long. RefSeq names its product high mobility group protein 20A. Gene Ontology annotation, cellular component: nucleus. The transcript has 10 exons. Lineage: Eukaryota; Metazoa; Cnidaria; Anthozoa; Actiniaria; Edwardsiidae. Gene Ontology annotation, biological process: regulation of gene expression. Bases 310 to 1662 code for a protein of 450 amino acids. The record is from RefSeq and is a predicted model, not a curated record.
GUAAAAGAACCAAAACAACGAUAAAUUCCAAAAAACAAAAUUAAAUAGAUCGCGGGCGCUAAAUCCUGGCACCACAGGAAACCCAACAUUCAAUCUGAGGUCACGUUCCAAUGUUCGAAUGUAUUGGGAAGAAAGCAAAAACCAAAACAAAAUACAUGUGUUUUUUUUAUUAGAAUAAGGCUUGAUUAGAGUUUCAUUAAAAUGCAUCUUUAGUAGAUUACUUUUGUUAUAGCAUAAACAGUUUUUGGGUACCCUGUGGUGUACGAACUACCGCUGAUAUGAAUCGCGCUAUCUCUGUUUUCCCACAAGAUGGAGUCGAAUAGUGUUCAAGUCCAUGGUUUAGCCGCUUUUACUUUGGCCCCUUUCUCGUCCAGUCAAGAAACGGACCAUGAGAAGUCAGGGUAUGAGUCCGUCGUUUCGUCUGCCAGCUGCUUUGGCGAGGUCGUCCAAUCGCAAGAAGAUAUAUCUAGAAGUGUUCAAAUUGUGGAGGGAGUCCCAUAUGACAGCUCCACCAUGGUAACAUCUGUUUGUCAAGAUAGCCUUCUUCAAAGCACACAUGUGUCAAUGACUGUCCCAGAGAGUACACUGUUUGAUGUUGUUCAAAGCCAUGUGAUCCCCUCUCAAGUGGCCGUCCACACAGUGGGAGAUGCAAGCAUGGCUGAUAAUGGAAAUAUCUGUGAUGACAAGACUGACACACACCACCAGAUGCAAGAACUUGUUGAACCACAAAUACAAACCAUAGCAGAGCCAAAGAAAAGGAAAGGUGGCUGGCCUAAAGGAAAGAAACGAAAAAAAGAGUACGACCUUAAUAAACCCAAAGCACCUGUGACUGGCUAUGUGAGGUUUCUGAACAGCCGUAGAGAGAGUGUAAAGCACCAGCACCCACACCUCACAUUCCCUGAAAUCACCAAAAUGUUAGGGCAAGAGUGGAAUUCACUUCUACCUGAAGAAAAACAGAAAUUCUUAGACGAGGCCGAAGAAGACAAAAAGAGAUAUGUUGAGGAACUGAGGGCUUAUCAGCAAUCGGAACAGUACCAAGCAUUUGUCAAAAGGCAGCAUGUAAAACGCACGAAGCAUCCUGCAGCAAAUGAACCUAUGGAAGGAGACCUGGAUGCUCACAGCAGCAUCUUUAUGCAGCAAGCUGAGGAUUCAGACAGUAGCGACCUCUUCUGCAAAACUUGCAACCAGUACUUCAGCUCUCUUCACAACAAGCGAGAACACAUGUAUGGCCGGCAACACUUACAGAUGUUAACCUGCGAGUUUGAGCGGGAGGCAGAGAAGUCUGCUAGUAGCGGAACGGCUGUGAGCCUGACCACACCCCAGGCUGCCCCUGCAGUACAGGGCCCUCCAGUAACUGUGGCAACAACACAGAAUUCCUUCCAAUCCACAGAGUUGAGUAUACCACAGUUCACUGAGGGAUUCUUGGAGCAGAAUCUGAAUCGAGAACUGGAAAUUCGAGAGCUGCGAAAGUCUGUGUUGACGUCACAAGAGCAGAACUUGUUGCUUGCAAAAGAAAUCGAGGACCUCAAGGUCCUUUUGCAGAAAGUGGAGAGUGAGAUGACGACAGCAAAGGCUUUCGGAGCUUCGCUAACCGCACAGCUUAAUAGCCUACGAAUGGUACCAACCUUAUUCGGUGUACAGCUACAGAUAAACUUCAACUGAGAACAUACAUAAAGGGGCAACUCACGCAGCCCAUCAUGAAUUUCGCAUUGUGUUAUCACUCCUUGACGUACAGCAUAGUCGUAUCCCAUGCGAAUAACUGCAGAUAUACUUUAACAGAGUAUGGGCUCCUGAGGGGUAAUACACAUUGACCAAGGUGCAUUACACAUGCUCUUCGACAAACAAUAACAAAACAACUUCCACUGAGAACGUUAAAUGGAACUCAAUUGACAUACCCAAUGAUGGCCUAUAGUGUCAACUUUAUUGCGGGUAUCCAGCUACAGAUCGACUUUAACUGAGGGUAUGGAUUAAAGGCAGUGCAAAACGUGACGCUUCGCGAAACUGUAUUCAACUACAAACCAACAGAGACGUACAAUUUCGGUUCCACCUUGUUACGAUACCCAGUACUCAUUUCUUUAGCUCACGUCUGCAGCCUAUUAACGUUGCCUAGACCCUGGUCCAAAAGCAGGGGCGUGUCUAGAGAAAAAAAGCAGGGUUGGGUAGUAAGUCACUGACCCCGGAUCAAUCAAGUUCAAAGCGGCAUGCUUAGCUCUGGAAAACCCAUUUUCCAACUAACAACGAAGGUGCCAACCGGAGUAGAACUCAUCUGGUCACAUGAGCAGGGUGGGGCCCGGACCCCCUCUGGACACGUGCCUGCAAAGGCCUCCGUGUUGCGAGAACAGUAAUGUCGGCAAGACAAAUGAAAUGCACUUUAUAGUAGGUUUAAAAAAUCUAUUUUGUACAUAUUUUUAAUGUAUUAUGUAUAUUGUCUUGAUAAGAAAAUUUCAAUUUUCGACUAUCAUAGUCGCUAAACGAUUGAGAAAAAGAUAUAUGUAUAUAUAAAAGAAUCACUUGUAACUUGCUUUUAAUUUAGUGGGCUGGAAAAUGCACUUCAUAUCCAAAGGACGAGGGGAGCUUGUUAGAGACAGCAUGGGUCUGUGUCUUAAUCCAUGUGGGUACGAAGUGAAGCGUAGGGGCCAGUCCCUGGAUAACAGGAUACUCUAGAGCUGUAGAGUGUGGCUCUCUAGUGAGUCAAUUUGGAAACUGCUGUUUACGGGGUGUUGGGAUCCCUGGGGCGAGAAAAAAACGCUUUUCUGCUUGCCACAGGAAUCCCAAAACUCCGAAAACAAUAUUUUCCUAAUUAACCCACUGAAGAGCCUGCUUUGCGCAAAGAGUUACGCAAUUUAUUACUAAACUAAAACUGCCAAAGAGGAAAAAAUGCGACAUAGUAACCAGCGGUAAAAAUGGCGACCAUUGCCUAUGCAUUAUUUCCCGGGGGCAUUCGAACUUGCUGCUACCCUGGGUACCAGAGGCUCCGAGCUUCGCGGGGACAACGAUUCGCGUUGCGCGACAGAUCACAUAUAUGGCGCAUACUUGCGUGUGUAUUUCUUGCUGCAUUUUUUUGAGAGAGAAAGCCGCCCUUCCGUGAGAAAGAAGGUAGUUCAUUGCCUACGUUGACAUAAGAACACCAGAAUCUUCCGAUUUUCCGUUAAGGCAGACAUCGGGAAGAUCACCGAAAUGUGUAAUGGGUCUAUUGCAUCACAAAAGUUAAUAAACCAGCGAGAGAGUGUACUAAUUC